AUGACUUCUCUUGCGCAGCACAUUCCACCAAUUCCUGAGCCUUUUUCCUUGACGUUAUUGGUAGGAACAAGAGAAACACCAGUUACCUUUUUGAUUCACUACUAUCUUCAUCAUUGCAUACGAGAAGGUUUGAAAGUUUGCUUUGUUUCUUUUAGUAAAACGUUAGAUGAGCAUACUGACGCUCUUCGAAAAUGGGGAACCGAUGUAAGGACGAAACCAAAUUUUUAUUUUGUUGAUGGAUAUAGCAUGCUGUUUGCUCCUGCUGUUGUUGCAAAUAAGAUUCAGGCUAAUGAUGUGAAAAAUAAUCCCAAACAAGUUUUCGCUCCUGUCAUUAAGUGUCUACAACAAAACGAGUUUGAUACGAAAAAUUCUAUUCUUAUCAUUGAAGAUAUUGAUGUACUUUUGUCAACCAAUUCUCUACAAGCAACUCAAUUGCAAGAGGCUGUCUUUGAGUUGCAAAAAACAUCAGGACGGGUAGUGGUCAACGUAUCGGUUGGAGCACCCCUACCUCGCCAGGUAUCCUUUGCUAAAAAUAUGGGUCAUUUAGCUACGAGAUGCAUCUCUUGUCGGCCAUUAACAAGUGGGAAUGCACGUAGAAUUACCGGAUUCAUGAGAGUGACGAAGGGACCUAACCAUUUUUUGCAACGAAGUGGACAUGAAUUGCCAGAGGACGAUGACAACGAGGUUUUAUACGAGGUUACUGAAACACAUGCGGUUAUUCAUCCUAAGGGUCAAGUAACCUUACAACUCUAG
Molecule: messenger RNA, 753 nt
Organism: Schizosaccharomyces osmophilus
Lineage: Eukaryota; Fungi; Ascomycota; Schizosaccharomycetes; Schizosaccharomycetales; Schizosaccharomycetaceae
Gene: elp6
Product: elongator complex subunit Elp6
Exons: 2
Coding region: 1-753 (250 amino acids)
Biological process (GO): tRNA wobble uridine modification
Cellular component (GO): elongator holoenzyme complex
Source: RefSeq, a predicted model, not a curated record